GAUUGCACUGAAAAUUACUUUGCUUGAAUUUCAUCCUGUAGUGGUGAUUCACUUGCUCUGAGAGGAGGAAAAAUAGUUUGUAACAAACUGGACCAGCUCUCCCAUGCUGCACGUUUUGAACUCCAAUCCAAGUACUUCAGAGGUGUUGGCAAAAGAUUACAGGGUGAAGUACAGACAACAUAUACAGAGACAGUACCAGCUAAUAAGAGAUAGGAACGCACGUCUUGGUGAAAAUGUGCCUCUAAACAACAGAUACACACAGCUGGUUAUUGUAAAUGAACAUCGUCAUGAAAAGGAAAGAGAACAUGAAAUAAUGGCCAUGGGACGGAGACACACAGAAAUCAUUAGUGAACAAGCUGUUUCUUCAGUUACCAUAGAUACACUUUUUAAACCUGAUAAAGAUGGAAAAACACCAGAAAUCAUUGUGCUGGUGGGAGCUGCAGGAAUUGGAAAAACAAUGACAUCAAGAAAGACCAUGUUGGAUUGGGCAGCUGGAAAGCUUUAUGAGGAACAGUUUGAUUUUGCUUACUACAUCAAUUGUAGAGAAAUGAACCUUCUUACUCAGGAGACAAGUGUGGUUAAUAUGAUUUUGAAAUGUUGUCCUAAUAAUAAGGCACCAACUGAGCACAUUCUGUUACAUCCAGAAAAACUCCUCUUCAUAAUUGUUGGUUUUGAUGAACUGAGAUUUUCCUUCCAUCAGCCAGAAAGUGAUCUCUGCUUUGACCCCUGGGAAAAGAAGCCAUUAGAAGUCCUGCUGAGUAGUUUAUUUAGAAGAACAGUUCUCCCUGAAUGCUACUUGAUAAUCACCACCAGACCGACUGCCUUGGGGAAACUCAGACAGUAUUUGGCAUGUUCACGUUAUGCAGAAAUACUGGGAUUCUCUGAGGGGGAUAGAGAGGAAUAUUUCCACAAAUUCUUUAGGGAUGAAAGGCAAGCUUCAAAAGCCUUCAACUUUGUCAGUGAAAAUGAAAUUCUCUUCACCAUGUGCUUCAUCCCUAUCAUGUGUUGGAUCAUCUGCACGGUUCUGAAACAACAGGUGGAAAGGGGUGAAGAUGCUGCACAAACUUUGAAGACAGUCACUGGAGUAUACAUGCUAUAUCUUUUCAGUUUAAUAAAAUCUCCUAGCAGGAAUUCAGUGCUACAGAGGCAAGCCCAGCUGAGGAGACUUUGCUCCCUGGCUGCUGAUGGCAUCUGGGAGCAGAAGAUACUCUUUGGGGAAAAAGAAGUCAAAAAGUAUGGCUUAGACCAAACAGACUCUCUCCCCCUCUUUCUCAAUGAGAACAUUUUUCAGAAGGACCUUGAUUGUGCAAAGGCCUACAGCUUCAUUCAAUUAAGUUUUCAAGAGUUUUUUGCUGCUUUAUCCUAUAUAUUGGAGAAGGAUGGGGAGGAGGACAUAAUAAAAGAUUCAGUGACUCCUAAAAGAGAAGUGAAAAGUUUGCUGGACCACUAUGGGAAAUCCAGAAAUUAUUUAAUGUUAACAAGGAGAUUCUUGUUUGGUUUGCUAAAUGAAAACAGAUUGAAAGACGGAGGAAAAACUUGGCUGUCAAAUAUCAUCUAAAAUUAAGUCAGACUUAGUGAUGUGGUUUACAUCAUCUUUUCCCACAACAAAUGGACAAAUUGAAGAUCUUGAGGCAUUUUCCUG
Molecule: messenger RNA, 1642 nt
Organism: Alligator mississippiensis (American alligator)
Lineage: Eukaryota; Metazoa; Chordata; Crocodylia; Alligatoridae
Product: NACHT, LRR and PYD domains-containing protein 12-like
Exons: 3
Coding region: 104-1558 (484 amino acids)
Cellular component (GO): cytoplasm
Source: RefSeq, a predicted model, not a curated record